UUAUAAUGUAUAAAAAAACUUUCAUUUUUGAGCUUCUGCAUCGCUUGCACUGUGUUCAACCAAAAUUCUUGUGAUAGAUUUUGCAGAGAUGGAUCAAGAAAAAAUUACAGUUCCUACUAUUUUUCGAGGCCUUCGGAUUCUCCUGCUUGAUGGUGAUACAGAAUCGCUGUUACAUUUAGCAUCACAAUUGGAAAAUUAUUCCUAUAGAGUUACCACCACUGAACUGCCGACAAUUGCACUGUCCAUUUUGCAAGAACGAGCAGAUCGUUUCGAUCUCAUCAUGGCUGACAUCGAAAUGCAAGAAAUCGACUGUUUCAAGUUUAUCAAGAGUGUACAGCUUAUCAAGGACCUUCCCAUCAUAUUGAUUUCUGCAGAAUCAAAGAAGAAUGUGAUCAAAGAAGCCAUGAUGAAGGGGGCAUGCUUCUUUCUCAAGAAACCAAUAUCUUCCAAGAAUCUCAAGAAUGUGUGGCAACACUUUUAUAGAAAGACCAGAAAGAUAGAAAUCAAGAGUAGUGAUUAUCAAGAAGCGGAGUCUCAUGGAGCCAAGGCAGAGAGAAAGGAAAAAGUUGUCACUGAAGAGGCUCCAAAUGAGUCUGUAAACGAGCAUUUUGGAGAUAGUGAUCAAGCUGGAAAUGACCAGGAUGGUGUAGUUGGACGAAUGAGGCUCAAAAACUCGAGAAAAAAGAGGUCUGAUGAAGCAGGAGAAGUCAAGAGGAGGAAAUUGGAUGAAAAUCAAGAAUUGGCAGAUUCACCUAAAUUUGGGGUAGCUUUUUUCAAGUUACCUGAAGAAACAGAUUGCUUAGAUGGGCACAAUCUCUCUGAGGGUUCACUUACGCAGAGUAAGUUUCCGACGACAGCGAAGAAGGUCGAGGUUAACAAGAAGCUGGACUUAGCGACGGAGUAAGAGAACUAGUUUUCAUAGUUUUGAAGGCAAAGCGAAAAAUGAACUAUUCAUAUCUAAAUGGCAAUGUGAAAUUUGGCUAGGAUAGAGUUUUGCUUUAUUUCACCAAGUGAGCCCAACUGAAAUUACUCAUGAAAUUUGAUCACAUUUUACAUUUAGAUGAUUUUA
Salvia miltiorrhiza (redroot sage) is the source of this 1069-nucleotide messenger RNA. RefSeq names its product two-component response regulator ARR10-like. The transcript is spliced from 3 exons. The coding region runs from base 89 to 904 and encodes 271 amino acids. Lineage: Eukaryota; Viridiplantae; Streptophyta; Magnoliopsida; Lamiales; Lamiaceae. Gene Ontology annotation, biological process: phosphorelay signal transduction system; cytokinin-activated signaling pathway. The record is from RefSeq and is a predicted model, not a curated record.